AUGGCAUCAACUAAACACGGAGACGAAGGUGGUGCCGGUAGUGGAACUUAUUCAGGUUUCUUCCACCGAUCUUUAUCCCCUCGGUCGUUCGAUAGACUACGCGAUGAGCAUAGCGAUUAUUUUUAUAAACCAAAACGUGGCCCAUCAACAUGUAAAUCCAAUGUUACCAUAACAAGACCAAUAAAAACAUUUGAAACAGUAUCUAAACUUGUCGAACUUUUAUCAAAAGGUAGUAAUGUUAAAACACCUACGAAACAAAAUGUCGAAGAAAUGGAAUCACCACCUCUAUUGAAAAAGUUCGAUGAUCAAAAAUCAUCAUCACACUAUUCGAGUUUUCUAUCAAUGGACGGAGGAGAUUUAUCAUCAUCCACAUCAACGAAUUCAUCAGCGUUUUCAUCACGUUCAAAUUCAUCUAUAUCAACAGUAGCUGAACAAGAUACUCAAGUUAUUCUUAUCGAUGAGUCAAUAUCACCAAGAAGUCGAACUGACUCAUAUUCAGCAAACUCCGAAGCCAAUAGAACAAUCGCGAAUGAUGACACGAAAUGCAAUACCUCGUCUCCAUGUCAUGCACCAGCUAUCGGAUUAAAUGUCACGACGACAAGUGUACAUGUUGUUUUACUUGAAUUGUAUCCACAAAAUGUCGAUUAUUCAACAAUUGUAUUUCAACGCCAUCUUAUAUCGUUGAUUGUCAAUAAUGAACAUCAAGAUUGGUCAAUAUUAAAUGCUGAUUUACAUACAGUAACUGAACAAGAAGGAAAUUUUCGUUUAUUUACAUUAACACAUGAAGAAUUUGAUCUUGUUCUUCUACAUUUACAAUCGUUUAUACGUUUUAAUUCAACACUAGCAUCAUCGUUCGUUCUUAAUAUUGCUUUAACAGGUGAACAAACAAAUGAAUAUGAAUUGAAAAUUUCGUCGCGUUUAAAUAAAAUAAAUUUAAAUUUCGAUAUUAUUCAAUAUCGUGCUGAAUCCUAUAUGAUUGGUCUAGAUUUUUUUCUGCGCAAACAAAAUCGAUCGAUCGAUGAAGAAGAUGAACUUAUUCAAAGUCUCAAUCACAAUCAUAAAAAGAAACACGAUAAACAUGAACUUUAUCCUUACAUACUUGUGCAUGCUGAAGCAGCAAGUACAUUUUUUUAUAUUGUGCAUUCACCGAGUAAAUACUCGGUUAUAACAUCAAAUAAUCUAUGUUAUAAAACGUAUUCAAAUUUAAUCAAACUUCUUCAACCUGGUGUUGAUAUAAAUAAUGAUGAACAAAUAACGUCUUCGCCGAAUGUAUUUUCGCCGUUUUCCUUCCGACGAUCUCCAUCAAUUUCAUUCGAUUUCAGUCGCCAAGAUCUCUGUAAAAAUUGUAACCGUUCAUCAUCAAUCUAUUCAUCGCAAAUACCAAUGACAAGUUUCACUCGUUUACCACCAAAAUACUUUCCGAAUGAUUAUUCUAUAUCAAACAGACCACAUUAUAUUUAUCGUGGUUGGUCGAAUAGACGCGCAGCAUCCUACGAUCAAGGUAUUACAACAUUUGAUGUUCAUACACAAACGGAUGAUAGCUUUCUUGAAUCAUCAUCAACACAAACACGUUCAGCAAUGAGUCGUUCAUUGUUAUCGAUGGUUACUAUGAAUAUAGCAUUAACAAUAAAAUUAAUAUGUAAACUUUAUCCAUCGGUUAAUUCUUGUAUAUUAACUGGAGAAUUUUUUCAAAUAGAGAAACAAGCUGCGCAUGAUAUAAAAUUAUUUAUUCAAUCAAUAAUGGGACAAACGGUACCGCAUAUAUGUCAAUUAAAACGAGAACCACUUAUAUCUGCACUUGGUUGUGCACUUCCUCGGGUUUAUUUCGAUGUUAUAAAUGAUGAAGCUGCUCUAGGCAAUGAUUGUAUUCAUUAA
Rotaria socialis is the source of this 1875-nucleotide messenger RNA. Lineage: Eukaryota; Metazoa; Rotifera; Eurotatoria; Philodinida; Philodinidae. The record is from the annotation of a GenBank genome assembly.